Molecule: messenger RNA, 2134 nt
Organism: Xyrauchen texanus (razorback sucker)
Lineage: Eukaryota; Metazoa; Chordata; Actinopteri; Cypriniformes; Catostomidae
Product: poly(ADP-ribose) glycohydrolase-like
Exons: 17
Coding region: 95-1963 (622 amino acids)
Biological process (GO): carbohydrate metabolic process; ATP generation from poly-ADP-D-ribose; regulation of DNA repair
Cellular component (GO): cytoplasm; nucleus
Molecular function (GO): poly(ADP-ribose) glycohydrolase activity
Source: RefSeq, a predicted model, not a curated record
CGUGUGACAGUCGCUGCUGUGUUUGUAGUUUGCUCAUGUAAAUAUUAGUUUUUUUGAUAUUUAUAAAUGAUAUUAAAAGAUAAUUUCAUCAGAGAUGUCAGACAGUAAACGCCAAAGACUGCUGGAGACAGGAAGGACUGAAGAAGAAAGCCGACAGAAGCGAACACAUCCAUGUUCAGAACAUCAACAGAACAUCAGUCAGAACUCUCUGGAUCACUGGCUGCAGAAGAAGCCCAACAGGAUCCAGACGAACCCGCUGCCGGAACCAGAAGAGCCUCUGAAGUGUGCAGGAAUCAUCACAACACCAGUGACGAGUGACCCCGGUGACUCACUGCAGAAGAGAAGAACACACAAAAUCACUGACUUCUUCUCAAGAGCUUCAGAGAAGAGUGUGUGCAGUCGAGUAUCUGCUCCAGGAUUGGCUGAUGGGAGACUGGUCAGCAGUGAUGUCACAUGGCUCGGUGUUGAUCUCAGUCACCUGAAGAGGACGCCAGAGUGCAGCGGCCCGUUACCGGCACUGAAACCCAACGACACACACACAGUCAUGAUCAGAAGUGAUCAGUUGUGUCCGGGGAAUGUUCCAGUGCCGUUUCCAGAUAAAGUGUGUGACAGCUGGAGUGAUACACACGUCAAGAUGCCCUGCUCACCGGACAACCUGUUUCCUGGAGACAGCACGACUCUGCAGAGUCGAUGGGAUUUAAUAAGUAAAGUCUUGACCAACACGUUUAACUCGUCUCAUGAUGUGAAGGAUGCCAUUUUGAAAUAUAACGCAGGUCAUGCGAGGAGGUGGGACUUCACAGCGCUGCAUUUAUACUGUAAGAGUCUGCAGGAGUCUGAAGCUGCGCAGCUGUUUGGGUCCCUGAUUCCAGCGAUGGCACAGUUGGCAUUGAGAGUGCGCAGUGUCUGUACACAGCCGAUUCCAUUGCUGAUGUCACAGCGAUGUCAUUCCAUCACGUUGUCUCAAGAGCAGGUGUCGUGUCUGCUGGCGAACGCGUUCUUCUGCACGUUUCCUCGCCGCAACUCUCGGAAGACGGAGUUCAGCAACUAUCCUGAUAUCAACUUCAGCAGAUUGUUUGAAGGCUCAUCAAAGAGAAAACAAGAGAAACUCAAAACUCUUCUUUGUUAUUUCAAACGCGUCACACAAAAUAUGCCGUGUGGUCUGAUCACAUACACCCGACAGUGUGUGCAGUGUUUCCCCGAGUGGUCCAGUUCAGAGAAGUGUUUGAGAAAACUUCACAUCAUGUGUGACGGGACGAUUGAAGAUCAGGGCUGCGGCGCACUGCAGGUGGACUUUGCUAACCGGUUUGUUGGAGGGGGAGUAACCGGUUCUGGUUUGGUUCAGGAAGAAAUCCGUUUCCUGAUAAACCCAGAACUCAUCGCUGCUCGACUGUUCACUGAAGUGCUCGAUGACAACGAAUGUCUCAUUAUCACAGGUUCAGAGCAGUUCAGCAGAUACUCUGGAUACUCUGACACCUACAGGUGGGAUGGUAACCAUGACGACCAGACGCCCAGGGAUGAGUGGCAGCGCAGAUGCACCGAGAUCGUUGCCAUGGACGCGCUGCAUUACAGAAACUUUCUGCAACAGUUUCACCCAGAAAACAUGACACGAGAACUGAACAAGGUGUUCUGUGCUUUUGCUCGUCCUGGAGUGAAGACGGAGAAUCUCUCUGCUGUUGCUACGGGUAACUGGGGCUGUGGAGCGUUUGGUGGCGACACCCGUUUAAAAGCUGUGUUACAGUUGAUGGCGGCAGCAGAAGCUCAUCGUGACUUGAUUUAUUUCACAUUCGGCGACAGAGAGCUGCUGAGGGACGUUCACAAUAUACACACACUGAUCACAGAGAGACACGCUACCGUGGGUUCAGUGUUCAGUGUGUUGUUGCAGUAUUAUGAGUGUGUGUGUAAGGAAACGUCCAGGAGAAAACCACAAGAAACUCUUUACUGCUUCCUGUCUGCACACCUGUGACCUCACCUGACCCAUAGAUCGCUGUUGCUCCACUCUUCUGACUCGUCUCUGUUCUUCUGUUUCUCUUCAUGAAUGAAUCUGCUGAAAAUGAAUCAUUAUAAAUGAAUCUUUGAGUGAAUCUUUGUUGUUUGACAUGUUGAGUUGAUUUCCUGUUUAUUAAACAUUCAUGUU